Messenger RNA from Dipodomys ordii (Ord's kangaroo rat), 2831 nucleotides. RefSeq names its product kelch-like family member 25 (gene Klhl25). The coding region runs from base 34 to 1803 and encodes 589 amino acids. NCBI's taxonomy places the organism in Eukaryota, Metazoa, Chordata, Mammalia, Rodentia, Heteromyidae. Gene Ontology annotation, molecular function: protein binding. The record is from RefSeq and is a predicted model, not a curated record. The transcript is spliced from 2 exons.
ACCGUGCGGCUCUCCCCGCAGGCAAGGCACACCAUGUCGGUCAGCGUCCAUGAGACCCGCAAGUCCCGGGGCAGCACGGGCUCCAUGAACAUCACCCUCUUCCACAAGGCCUCGCACCCCGACUGCGUGCUGGCCCACCUCAACACGCUGCGCCAGCACCGCAUGUUCACCGACGUCACGCUGCGGGCUGGCGACCGCGCCUUCCCCUGCCACCGCGCCGUGCUGGCCGCCUCCAGCCGCUACUUCGAGGCCAUGUUCAGCCACGGCCUGCGGGAGAGCCGGGACAACACGGUGAACUUCCAGGACAACCUGCACCCCGAGGUGCUGGAGCUGCUCCUGGACUUCGCCUACUCGUCGCGCAUCGUGAUCAACGAGGAGAACGCCGAGUCGCUGCUGGAGGCGGGCGACAUGCUGCAGUUCCACGACGUGCGUGACGCGGCCGCCGAGUUCCUGGAGAAGAACCUCUUCCCCUCCAACUGCCUGGGCAUGCUGCUGCUGUCCGACGCCCACCAGUGCCGCCGCCUGUACGACUUCUCCUGGCGCAUGUGCCUCGUGCACUUCGAGACGGUGAGGCAGAGCGAGGACUUCAACAGCCUGUCCAAGGACACACUGCUGGACCUCAUCUCCAGCGACGAGCUGGAGACCGAGGACGAGCGGGUGGUCUUCGAGGCCAUUCUCCAGUGGGUGAAGCACGAUCCGGAGGAGCGCCGGGCGCACCUGCCCGAGCUGCUGCGCAGUGUGCGGCUGGCCUUGCUGCCCUCCGACUGCCUGAAGGAGGCCGUCUCCGGUGAGGCGCUCCUGCUGGCCGAUGAACGCAGCAAGCUGGUCAUCGACGAGGCGCUGCGCUGCAAGACCCGCAUCCUGCAGAACGACGGGGUGGUCACCAGCCUCUGCGCGCGGCCCCGCAAGGCGGGCCACACGCUGCUCAUCCUGGGCGGCCAGACCUUCAUGUGUGACAAGAUCUACCAGGUGGACCACAAGGCCAAGGAGAUCAUCCCCAAGGCCGACCUGCCCAGCCCCCGGAAGGAGUUCAGCGCCUCGGCGAUCGGGUGCAAGGUGUAUGUGACGGGGGGCCGGGGCUCCGAGAACGGGGUGUCCAAGGAUGUCUGGGUGUACGACACCGUCCACGAGGAGUGGUCCAAGGCGGCGCCCAUGCUGAUCGCCCGUUUUGGCCAUGGCUCGGCCGAGCUGGACAACUGCCUGUAUGUGGUGGGCGGGCACACGUCCCUGGCCGGCGUCUUCCCGGCCUCCCCGUCCGUCUCCCUGAAGCAAGUGGAGAAGUAUGACCCCAGCGCCAACAAGUGGACCAUGGUGGCCCCGCUGUGGAGCGGCGUCAGCAACGCCGCCGUGGUGAGCGCCCGGCUGAAGCUCUUCGUCUUCGGAGGGACCAGUAUCCACCGCGACAUGGUGUCCAAGGUCCAGUGCUACGACCCCUCCGAGAACCGGUGGACCAUCAAGGCCGAGUGCCCCCAGCCCUGGCGGUACACGGCCGCCGCCGUGCUGGGCAGCCAGAUCUUCAUCAUGGGCGGUGACACGGAGUUCACCGCCGCCUCCGCCUACCGCUUCGACUGCGAGACCAACCAGUGGACGCGGAUCGGGGACAUGACGGCCAAGCGCAUGUCCUGCCACGCGCUGGCCUCGGGCAACAAGCUGUACGUGGUGGGCGGCUACUUUGGGACGCAGCGGUGUAAGACCCUGGACUGCUACGACCCCACCUCGGACACGUGGAACUGCAUCACCACCGUGCCCUACUCGCUCAUCCCCACGGCCUUCGUCAGCACCUGGAAGCACCUGCCUGCGUGACGGGCACCUGCGGAGCGCGGCCAGACCCUGCCCGUCCCUCCACACUGUCCUGGUGCGGCCUUGACCCCGCUGCUGUCGCCGUGGGAAGCGAAGCCGACAGCGCCCGCACCGGCCGCAGCCACCUCCGGAGGCUCCUCUGAGCUUCAGCCAAGAAAAGCGAAGCGCCUGCGCCCCGUGCGCCCCGGGUCUUGUGGUCUUGCGUGGGGAGGGGUGCUCCCAGGGGGCACAGCUGCCACCAGGUCCCUGGGCAGAGGCCCAGGCCGGAGCUGGGCGGGGUGGCAGCGUGACAGGCUGGCACGGCCUCUGAUUCCAGGGCUGCCCUGUGGGAGGCCGUGCAGCCCACGCCCCCCCCCCCCCCCGCCGUCCUGGGACUCGGGAAAAUGCCACUGGACUGGGCACACACCACGGGAAAGCUGAGGGUGCCUUGUUGCUUUAGUAAGGGGCAGGAACCCCACAGGCUGCCUCGGUGGUAGCCUGACCAGACAACCCCGAUCCCAGGCUGGAGGAGGCUGGCUGGCCUGUUGGCCUCUCACCAUCCCACCAAGAGGCCCCAAGCGUGCCCAUCCGGCAGGUGCUGGGGGGCGGGAGGCAGCCUGUCACCUUCCCUCCUUACACCAGAGACCGCCCGAGCCGCACAGGACACUGUCCGCUGUCAAGACCUGCCACCUGCCGACACCGGGCCCACUCCACCUCUCAGCUACCAAGGGCUCCCCAGAGAACCCAGAGCUAUUUAGCCACUGUCACCUCCCAAGUCUUGGGGAAUCCCUCUCUGGAGUCCCCAGAAUCUCAGCAGUGGGGGGCCCAGGCUGCUGUAUGAGCUGCCUGGCUGGCUCAGGGUGAGCCCCCAAGUGGGCUCCAGCGUGGAUAGGAGUUUGGGGCCAUGGUUUCUCCAUCCAUCCCUGAGGUCCCCACGCCUCAGGCCUGGCACUGGUCUCGUGGGCGUCGCUGGGGGCGGGGGCUCUGGGGCUGGCUCACCGAGGAGCCCUGGCGAAGGGCUGAACAUGUCCCUCAGGCCCCGCCUGGGGAUG